CUGUGCAUGAUUUUGACUGGAGACAAUGAGGGAAGUAUCAUCAGCAAACCGAUGUAACUCUGAAUUUGACACUACAGGAGGCAGAUCAUUGAUGAACAUUAAGAAAAGGAUACUAGACCUAUUGUUACUAUAUUAUUUAUUCUGAUAGCCCCUGGGGCCUGGACUAUGAAUAACUUCGUAGACGUGUGUGUAGAGAUUUUCUGAGAAAAGGAAAUGGAUGUAAAAGACAGUAUUGACAGAACAGAACAGCUAAAUGACCAAAUCAGUGACCCAGAUGCAGGGGUUUUGAAUAAUAUUGAGAAAACAGAAAAUGGCGCGGUCAAGAAAGCAUCAACGACAAAAGGGAAGAAAAGAAAAAGAACCGUUAGAGACCAAACAGCACCUAAAAUGCCUCUCACAGGUUAUGUUCGGUUCCUCAAUGAUCGGAGAGAAACUGUUAGAAAUGAAAACCCAAAUAUGCCAUUUUCUGAAAUAACUAAGAUUCUUGCGGGAGAAUGGAGCAACCUUCCAGCAGAGGAAAAACAGCAAUAUCUAGAUGCUGCUGAUCAAGAUAAAGAGCGUUAUAAUGAGGAGAUGAAUGCCUACAAGAAAACAGAAGCUUACCGACUGUUUACUCAGAAACAAGCUAACAAAAAACAGAAAGAGGAAUCUCAAGAUGAGGAAAUGGUUGAAAAAGAGGCAGAACAAAUUUUUACUGGAUUUGACAUUCCAAUAUUCACGGAAGAGUUUUUAGAUCACAAUAAAGCUCGGGAGGCGGAGUUAAGGCAGCUGCGGAAGAGCAACACGGACUACGAGCAGCAGAACGCAACUCUGCAAAAGCACAUGGAGAAUAUGAGAGCUGCGUUGGACAAACUGGCAGCAGACACAGAGCAUCAACGCAGCAACAACCUCAUGCUGCAGCAACAUCUGGACCAGGUGCGGUCAACUCUGGCUGCAGGAUUUGCAAAUCUUCCUCUUCCUGGUAACAAAGAAACACCAACUCUUCAAAACAUUGAUGAGUACAUGAGCAAAGUGCAUUCAAUAGUCUUGGAUCCCAUAAACACUAACCAAACAUUUACCAACUCUGUGAAAGAAAUUGUGUCCAAGCUAGAAUUCCACCAAUAACUACCUUUAAUGUAUUAAAAAUACUUUUACAACUCAA
Macrosteles quadrilineatus (aster leafhopper) is the source of this 1141-nucleotide messenger RNA. RefSeq names its product high mobility group protein 20A-like. The record is from RefSeq and is a predicted model, not a curated record. The coding region runs from base 214 to 1104 and encodes 296 amino acids. NCBI's taxonomy places the organism in Eukaryota, Metazoa, Arthropoda, Insecta, Hemiptera, Cicadellidae. The transcript is spliced from 9 exons. Gene Ontology annotation, cellular component: nucleus. Gene Ontology annotation, biological process: regulation of gene expression.